CUAAUCAUGUUAUGAGACAUUCGCUCGCCCGCUCACCCUUCAUUCGCGCUUACGUUAAUAUCCGCUAUUAUCAUCCUUUCUGCCUUAGCUAAUAAACUGCUUACUAGUGUUGUGCCUGUGCCCUUCUCUAAUAAACUUAUAACGCGUAAUAAACUAAUAGUGUGUGUAGACGGACUUAUCAUUUCCCGCCUUAAGAACAAUACCUGCGAUCAACAAAUACCCCAGCAUACCAUUCCUGACUUAUGGAGUUGAAACAACAGCCCUUUCCACAUCAGCUCAUGCAGGCCACUUUGACACGUCUCCAGGAGAUGUACCAUGGAACACCACGGCCACAGUCCUGGCUGCUGCGCUGUCAGCUCCCAUGUUUUCCAUUCUUGUGGAUCGAUAUGGGAGAAAGAGUGGCAUUUAUGUUAUCAACUUGAUGCAGGGGGCUUCUUGUAUUCCUCUUUUUCUACCAGCAUCGUUUACUAGUCAGAUCACCCUCCACGUCAUGGCCGGCGUCGCUUCUGGAGGUCUCUUUACCGUCAUACCGACCUACAUUAGAGAGAUAAACAAUAGUCAUAGAGCGGUGUUCCUAUCCCUGAUGGUGGUAAUGGCAAAUGCAGGCUAUAUGACGGAGUUGAUAAUAGACUUGGAAGCUAUGAUGUUUGUCAUGGUGGGGUUGGUGGCAGCUCAAUUUUUGUCAUUGUUGAUAAUGAUGGAAACGCCAAGCUAUUUGGUCAAAGUUGGGAAGACAGAUAUAGCAAAGAAAAACUUGGCGGAACUAUAUUGCCUCCAAGUAGACGAUGCGGCUGUGUCAAAGGAACUACAAACUUUAAAAGACGAGAUGGACAGAGUGUUUGUGACAAAAUUCCACUGCUUUGGGAUUUUGAAGAAUCCAAUAUAUAGAGAUGCGACAAAAAUAGGCGUAGUUCUCUAUAUAUCCUUAGUUCUUUGUGGAAGUAUAGCAUUCCUGGACCACGAUAAAGUGUUGGCUCAGUUGAAAAUGACCUUCGGAUUGGAGAAAACUUUGCUUUUGAGCAGCAUGUUCGCUGGAAGUGUCUUUUGUUUAUGUAUUGUGCACUUUGUUGAAAGAAAAUACAUCCUGACCUCUGGAUUCGUGAUCAUGGCACUCUCAACAGGGGUCUUAGCAGUCUAUACCCAAGCUGACCUCACAGUGGAUUCCCUGCAGUGGGUUGCAGUGGCCUCCCUUGGUGUCCUUGUCUUCGGAUUCGGGAUGUCCUGGGGAUUACCUGUUGUUAUCAUGUGUGAAAUUUAUAAUUUGAAGAUUCGACCAACAAUGCUCGGAUUCCUCUACACCCUAUCUCAAUUAUUAAAACUUAUCCACGUAACCACGUACCAAUAUAUAGAAGAUUAUAUGGGAUUGUAUAUAGUUAUGUAUAUAUUUGCUGGUGUCAAUAUAUAUGCCGGUGUAUAUUCAAUGUUCAAAAUACCCGAUUUAAAAGGGAAGACAGUUAGGCAAAUUGAGAGACAAUUGAAAAGAGUACCUUUGCUACAUUUUAAUGUAAUUAAAGUUUAAUGUUUUUAGAUGUGA
Molecule: messenger RNA, 1534 nt
Organism: Hyposmocoma kahamanoa
Lineage: Eukaryota; Metazoa; Arthropoda; Insecta; Lepidoptera; Cosmopterigidae
Product: solute carrier family 2, facilitated glucose transporter member 2-like
Exons: 8
Coding region: 362-1519 (385 amino acids)
Biological process (GO): transmembrane transport
Cellular component (GO): membrane
Molecular function (GO): transmembrane transporter activity
Source: RefSeq, a predicted model, not a curated record